This is a messenger RNA of Pygocentrus nattereri (red-bellied piranha), 3646 nucleotides long. RefSeq names its product polymeric immunoglobulin receptor-like. Lineage: Eukaryota; Metazoa; Chordata; Actinopteri; Characiformes; Serrasalmidae. The record is from RefSeq and is a predicted model, not a curated record. The coding region runs from base 6 to 2642 and encodes 878 amino acids. Gene Ontology annotation, biological process: negative regulation of T cell proliferation; cellular response to lipopolysaccharide; cell surface receptor signaling pathway. Gene Ontology annotation, cellular component: external side of plasma membrane. The transcript is spliced from 12 exons.
GAGAGAUGAACAGCGGCGUUCUCUCAGUAAAGAUGUGGCUCUGUGUGUUUCUGCUCUACUCUGUGCUGCAGGAAUCUUCAGGCUGCACUGUAGAGCGAGGUUUGGGAGACACUAUCACCAGAUCUGCUGGAGAUUCUGUGGAGCUGCCGUGCUCCUGCACACAACAAACAAAGGAAGAUCCUCAGACAGUUCAGUGGGGAUUUAAGAGAAAGUUCAUACAAGGCGACUACAAUGCUGAUCACUCAGUGUUUCAAGAGGACGGCAGUCAGAAUCAGCGCUACAGAGGCAGAGUUCAGAGACUGAAUCAGAAUAAACCAGGAACUGUAGCUCUAAUCAUCUCCCACCUCACUGAGGAAGAUGAAGGAGCGUAUCUGUGCGGGAACAACAGGAAAUAUAACAGAGCCGUCAUUCUCCAAGUCUCCACAGGCUGUGCUGUGCUGAGUGACAGUGAGAGAACGUUCUCCAGAUCUCCAGGAGAGUCUGUUCUGCUGCCCUGUCCCUGUCCCCCAGACCAACACAGGAUCAACCCUGACAGAGUCACAUGGACUAAAGAUCAGACUGCAGUGUCUAAUGAUACAGAAUCCUACAGAGGCAGAGUCUGGAUGUUCGACCAGAACCAUUCCAGAAAUUUCUCUCUCCUCAUCUCAGAUCUGACUAAAGAGGACUCUGGACGCUACACCUGCAGAGCUGACGAGAAGGACAUGCCAUUUGUCCUGCUGGAUGUCACAGGCUGCACUCUGUCAGAGAAUAAGCAGACUGUUCCAGUCAGUAGAUCCUCAGGAGAGUCUGUUCUUCUGUCCUGCACCUGCACUGACCAGCAGGGCAGACCUGUGGGAGUUCAGUGGAGAACACCAAACCAUGAAGAUCUCCUUCAGCACUACAGCGGCCGAGUUCAGACAUCUAACCAGAGCUCUCCAGGAAAUUUCUCUGUACUGAUCUCAGACCUGACUGAAGAGGACGGAGGAACAUAUUCAUGCUGGAUAAACCAGAAUCAGUACAGGAACUUCAGCCUCACUGUUAAAGACUGCAAACUGUCAGAGACUCAGGAGAAAGUCAUUCACAAAUAUCCAGGAGAGUCUGUUCUCCUGCCCUGCGCCUGCUCUGACCAACACACCAAACCAGUAAGUGUGAAAUGGGACCAUGUAGACUCAGAAGGGACUGAGGUAUCCAAUGAGACGGAGCUCUACAAAGGCAGAGUCCAGAUGUUUAAUAAGUACCGUCCAGCAAAUCUCUCUCUGCUGAUAUCCAACCUGACUGAACAAGACGAGGGAACAUACAGAUGUUCAAUCAACAACAAACAGUCCAUCAACAUCAGACUCAACAUUACAGACUGCAAACUGUCAGAGACUCAGGAGAAAGACAUUCACAAAUAUCCAGGAGAGUCUGUUCUCCUGCCCUGCUCCUGCUCUGACCAACACACCAAACCUGUAAGUGUGAAAUGGGAGCGUGUGGACUCAGGAGGGACUGAGGUAUCCAAUGAGACACCACGAUACACAGGCAGAGUCCAGAUGUUUAAUAAAAACCUUCCAGCAAAUCUCUCUCUACUGAUCUCCAACCUGACUGAACAAGACCAGGGAACAUACAGAUGUUUAAUCAACAACAAACAGUCCAUCAACAUCAGACUCAAAAUUAGAGACUGCAAACUGUCAGAGACUCAAGAGAAAGUCAUUCACAAAUAUCCAGGAGAGUCUGUUCUCCUGUCCUGCUCCUGCUCUGACCAACGCACCACUCCUGUAAGUGUGAAAUGGGAGCAUGUAGACUCAGGAGGGACUGAGGUAUCCGAUAAGAUGGCAAACUACACCGGCAGAGUCCAGAUGUUUAAUAAGAACCUUCCAGCAAAUCUCUCUCUACUGAUCUCCAACCUGACUGAACAAGACCAGGGAACAUACAGAUGUUCAAUCAACAACAAACAGUCCAUCGACAUCAGACUCAACAUUAAAGGCUGCACACUGUCAGAGACUAAAGACAAACUGAUUAGCAGAUCUCCAGGAGAUUCUGUUCUCCUGCCCUGCUCCUGCAUUGACCAACAAACCAAACCUAGAAAUGUGAAAUGGGAGCAUGUAGGCUCAGGAGGGACUGAGGUAUCCAAUGAGACGCCACGAUACACAGGCAGAGUCCAGAUGUUUAAUAAGAACCUUCCAGCAAAUCUCUCUCUACUGAUCUCCAACCUGACUGAACAAGACCAGGGAACAUACAGAUGUUCAAUCAACAACAAACAGUCCAUCAACAUCAAACUCAGCAUUACAGCAGAGAAGAGAGAAAUCUCAGAUUCCUCAGGUUCGCUCAUCCCUUGGAUUGUCUGUGUGGCUCUGCUGUUUAUAGUGAUUGGACAAUCAGCACUGAUCUACAAACUGCUCCACAAUAGGACACAAGGGUCUGCCUCUACCAACACUGAGAGAGGAACACAGAACAUAGCUGAUGAUGAUUAUGAAAAUAAUCCUUCUGGAGCCCGGAACAAGAUCAGCAUGGCUGCAAUCUACCAGAGCCUGGACCCAAACACCAACCAAUCAGAUUCAGUCUACCAGGGCCUAAACCCAAACACCAACCAAUCAGAUUCAGUUUACCAGAGCCUAAACCCAAACACCAGCCAAUCAGAUUCAGUUUACCAGAGCCUAAACCCCAACACCAUCCAAUCAGAUUAAGUUUAUCAGAGCCUAAACCCAAACACCAACCAAUCAGACUCAGUUUACCAGAGCCUAAACCCAAACACCAGCCAAUCAGAUUCAGUCUACCAGAACUGAAACACCAACACCAACCAAUCAGAUGAGCCAGCCUACAUGAGUCUACAUGAGCCUAAGCCCCAACACCAACCAAUCAGAUUGUCUACCAACACCAACCAAUCAGAUGAGCCAGUCUGCAUCAGUCUACCAGAGACUAAACCACAACCAGAGCUGAAAUCCCAAUACUUACAGAGCUAAACCCAGAUUCAUGUGUCUAAACCCUUCAAAAUACUGCAGCAAUAAAUUGAGGUUAUAUUUUGCGAUGAUCAUGAUGAAAAUAUUGGACACUGCCUUUUCAUUCUAAUCCAUGUUAGGAAAUCUGAAGAAACCUGUUUAACUCAACUUCAGUUCUGUAAACUUUAUCUAUGCAUUAAAUCAAGUUAAGAUAUAGAUUAUUGCUUUCAAGAAUAUUUGGUGAACUUAUUUACAAAAUAACUUUAUUUCAUAAUUAAUGUGUUUCUUGCUAGAGCUUAAGUUACAUUUCAGUCUUUGCAUAAGUCAUGAUGUGCUCUUAUUUACUGUAAUAUUGGUUCUCUGAAUGUUAUGUACGCAUGUUUAAUGAAUAUAUGUAUUUGAAAUGAAUGUCAGUUGGAUGCACAAGUGUUGUGUAAUUGUGUGAGUGUAAUUUUUCAGCAUUCAGUUCUGUGUUUGUGAUAAAUAAUGUGCUUUUGUAUAUCUCUGAAUGUAUUUUAAAUAGUUGAGCUUGUAUGAACUUGAAUUGGAUCUUCUUAAUUUGUCAUAUUGUAAAUCCAUCCAUCCAUCCAUUUUCUAAGCCGCUUCUCCGUCAGGAUCGCGGGGGUGCUGGAGCCUAUCCCAGCAGUCAUCGGGCAGAAGGCAGGACACACCCUGGACAGAUCGCCCGUCCAUCGCAGGGCAGAUAUUGUAAAUCUUUUUAAUUUAAUAAAGGAAACUGAAACUGUAACUAC